Messenger RNA from Wickerhamiella sorbophila, 762 nucleotides. RefSeq names its product Proteasome subunit alpha type-4. Bases 1 to 762 code for a protein of 253 amino acids. Lineage: Eukaryota; Fungi; Ascomycota; Dipodascomycetes; Dipodascales; Trichomonascaceae. Gene Ontology annotation, biological process: ubiquitin-dependent protein catabolic process. The transcript has a single exon. Gene Ontology annotation, cellular component: nucleus; proteasome core complex; proteasome core complex, alpha-subunit complex. The record is from RefSeq and is a predicted model, not a curated record.
AUGUCUGGCUACGACCGAGCGCUGAGCGUAUUUUCGCCGGACGGACAUGUUUUCCAGGUUGAGUACGCCAAAGAAGCGGUAAAGCGUGGUACCUGUGCGGUUGCUGUGAAAGGUAAAGAGGUGGUUGUUUUGGGAGCCGAACGGCGGUCCGCUCUCAAGCUCCACGAUACACGCACCACGCCCUCUAAAUUGUGCAAGGUCGAUGAGCAUGUGACCCUUGCUUUUGCUGGACUUAGUGCAGAUGCACGAAUUCUGCUCGACAAGGCCCGAGUUCAGGCCCAAAGCACUAAGCUUACUCUUGAGGAUCCGGUGAGUGUAGAGUUCAUCACAAAGUAUGUGGCUGGUGUCCAGCAAAAGUAUACGCAGAGUGGUGGUGUGCGGCCUUUCGGUAUUUCCACGUUAAUUGCUGGAUUUGACCCCAACGAUCGUACUCCACAGCUGUAUUAUACCGAGCCCAGCGGCAUCUAUUCGGCAUGGAAGGCGAACGCCAUUGGUCGCUCGUCCAAGACUGUUCGCGAGUUGCUGGAGAAAAACUACGAACCCGAUAUGGAUGAAGAGCAGACCCUUAGGCUGGCCGUUAAGAGUUUGUUGGAAGUCGUUCAAACUGGUGUUAAGAAUAUUGAAAUUGCUGUUAUGAGACCAGGACAGCCCAUGGACAUCGUCGACGCUGAGCGUCUUGAUGCCGUUGUCACUAGUAUUGAAGCUGAAAAGGCCGAAGCAGAAGCAAAAGCAAAAGCCCGUCCUGUUCGUCGGGAGCCCUGA